Molecule: messenger RNA, 3425 nt
Organism: Anarrhichthys ocellatus (wolf-eel)
Lineage: Eukaryota; Metazoa; Chordata; Actinopteri; Perciformes; Anarhichadidae
Gene: las1l
Product: LAS1 like ribosome biogenesis factor
Exons: 4
Coding region: 895-2622 (575 amino acids)
Biological process (GO): maturation of 5.8S rRNA; maturation of LSU-rRNA
Cellular component (GO): preribosome, large subunit precursor; Las1 complex
Molecular function (GO): endonuclease activity
Source: RefSeq, a predicted model, not a curated record
UGUAUAUGUGUAUGUGUAUAUGUAUGUAUAUAUAUAUGUAUAUGUAUAUAUAUAUAACCCUAACCCUCUCCACAGGAGAUUCAAAACAUUACCAUUUCAUUUGGUCACAAAACACAAGGAACUUUCAAUGGAUCUUUUUUUAAAGAGUUCCUUUGAAUGUUGGUUUGUUUUUAACGUGUGACUUUUCCCACUUUGUACUUCUUACAACAUCAUGAAGACAUUUUGAAAAGGGUUUCAUUUGAAACACACAAAGCACUAAAGCUGUCUUUCAUUUCUCUUUUUCAACAGAUGCUCAGAAACCGAAGUAAAGGUCAAAGAAGGAAGCCCAAGCAGUGAUGUUAUGUGUGGAGAUGCUUCAAGACAACGUUACGGCUUGAUAGCUGCAAUAAUAUUAUUUGCAGUUGUUCUUGGGAUCACAGGCGGACUAUUAUUGAAAAAAAACAUCAGAGCCCUCUGACUGAAGGGCUCCGUCUGGCUCUCCAGGAUCCAACCAGCUUUGGGUGAAACAAGGACGUCACAGCGUCAGGGGCUCAGUGGACAGCAGGGUCGUCCUUCACUCAGAGGAUCGGCGGUUUGAUCCCGGCUCUACUAGUCCAUCUUCCUGAGGAGAACUGGACUGAUGAGGAAAUGUGACACACUGUAGGAGUUAACUCACUCCACAAGGUGUCAGUAGUGAUUCAUUAAGGACGCAGAGCUACCGUUAAAACCCCAAAGAAGAAGUGGAUGCAAACAUGUCAUUUCCGGGAUGCGAUACCAUCGUUUUCUCUCAACACUGACGCUGCGAUAUAAAGCUACGUUUGUUACAUAUUUAAUUGAGACGUUUCUCGGCUUAGAAGAGCGUUAUGUGUAUAAGGUGAUAACGUAAGUCGACCGCGCGCCUCCUACGCCAUUAAAAUGAAGAAGAAGAGCUCCGAGAAAAGACGCCAUGUGGUGGCAUGGGCCAACAAAGCUGAGUGGGAUCAGGUCCUGGAGUAUCUCUACUCGAAGGACUCCGCCUUACAGAGGUUUGCCCUGAAAAGGAUAUCAGCGUGGAGAGGCAGGUACGCCAACAGCACUCCCGUGGCGGUGGACUGCACAGCGGACCUGGUGAGGUGCCAGGUGCUGGACAGGUCGGGACAACUGGACGGAGAGGAUCUGGUCUUGCUUUACGGAGCGGGCCUGGUCAGGUUUGUCAAUUUGAUCACCGAGCGACAGCAGGGGAGAACAGCCCGUCCUCUGAGGCGGCUGGCUGGGAACCUGAACAUCCCAGAGUGGGUCGUAGACCUGAGGCAUGACAUGACGCACAGGAAGCUUCCAACCUUAAAAUGGUGUCGAAAGGGAUGUAAGGUGGUUCUGGAGUGGCUCCAGCAGGAAUACUGGUCCAGGCAGUUGGGAGGAGGACCUAAUGAGGACUGGGAGUCGGAGUCGGAUGGAGAGGAUGAAGAGGUAGACCUGAAACGCCAAGGGGACGAGCUCAUCGCAAGGCAGAAAGAGAUGGAAUCCUACAAGAAUGCCCGGGAGCUUCUGAUCUCGUUUGAAAAGGAGCAGUACCAGGCUUUUGAUAGACUCCCUGAGGACAAAGGGAAGAACUUGUGGCCAGCCCCGUUUGCAGAUAUGAGCUGGUUACUAGGUGAGAUCAAGCAGUUUGCUUUGCAGUCAGGUCAUCUGCUGAUUGAUGUGUUGCUGGAAGACGGAUUUCUAGUUCCGACUGCGGAACAACUGGAAACGUUGGGCUGCGGCGCCUCUGACAGCGCCAGUGCCCCUGAACCCAGACUCGCUCAAGCCUUCCUGCGUUUUUGGCUGCCACUCCUGAAGAUGCUCAACUCUCCGCCCUUUAUUCACCUCCUCCUGGAGAAGCUGUUUGUUGAGCUGAAACUGCUCGCCAAAGAGCAGAAUACUCACAGGGCUUUCUACGUCUCUGCAUGGAUUUCAGAAAUCAUCGUCUGCAACAGCAACAAAUUUGAAUACCACUUUGAAACAAAGGGGCAGAAGAAGGCUAGAAUGAAGGACAGGGUCUUUGUAAACCGCAUCCAGCUGAGGUGGCAGCAGCUGCUCUCAGCAUGCCUGGAUGCUCCCUGUGUCAGCACGCCUCACUUGCUCCAGUUGAUCCUGGACGACAUGGAGCAUCCCCUCCCUCUGGAAACCCGACAGAGGCUGCUCCAGCUCUGCUCCAUCUACACACAGGGUGUACACUCGGAGUCCGACACGGCUCCACGGCGGAAACAACAGCCCAUAUACACACUGGAGAGCUUGCACGAGAAGCUGCAGCAUUCGCGGCACCUCAGCCAUCCUUGGCGUUCGGCGGCCGAGGCGGAGAGGAGCGAGUCCUCCCAGGAGUACAAAUGGGCGGAUGUUCAGGCUGAAAAGGCCAGAUUGCUCAGAGGCUCUCCGUGGCAGCUGUGCCACGAUAAGGUGUUGUGGAAGAACUAUCCUUUCGGUAAAGUCCCCGGACAGUCUGAUGACCCUUCGCGCCUCAUGGUGGAAAACUACUCAACGAUGACCGUCUUUGACCAGCCGGUGGAGUUGGAGAGCAACACAGCGCACAACGUCCCAGGAGUCUUGGCACAAGUGAGAAGAGCUGACGGCCUUCUUUGGAACCACAGUGACGUCAAUAUGCUGAAAUCUGGACUGCAACUUUUUUGAGUUGUUAUAAAGCUUUGAAAUAAAUGUUCCAGAUUGUUUUGACACAUAGAUAAAAGAAACAUGCUCAAAAUAGGUCAACUUCAGUACUAAGCAGAGUUUGGUGAGGGAUGAAAUAUGUAAAGCAGUUGAUUCAUUGAUUUGUCGAACGACAUAAAUGUCAUUUAUCGGCGUCUUUCACCAGUCGCUGGUUCCAGCUUCUUAAGUGAUAAAUUGCUACUUUUCUGAUUUUAUGUCAUUAUGGAUAAAAAUGAAUGAUUUUUUUUUUUUUUAAUCAAUUAAUGAAAUGUCAGAAGUGAAAAACAGUCCAUAUAGUUUUCCAGAGACCUCUUCAACUAACUUCCAGCCCAAAACUUUUUUUCCGCUCAAGUUUCUGACAUUUUAUAGACUAAAAAGAUUCAUAUAUUAAUUAAAAACCAAUCAGCAGAAUAGUUAAUAUGGAAAACAAGAGGUGGUUGAAGCCCUAAUCUAAAAGCAUUCGUAAAAGCCUUCAUGUUGUCGACAAUAUUUUAUAUAUUAGGUGGUUAAGAAAAAAGCAGACAUUUGACACAUCAUACAUUAUAAAUAGAAUAAUGUCAGAUUGAUAUGGUUCAUUCAUAUGAUGGUGUACAGUGAGGUUUUGUUUUUCUUCCACCUGUGAUACAAGUGAACUUGAGCAGAGUUGAUGCAGUUGUCGGCCCUACAAAGGGUUUUGGAGUAGACGCCUUUCAGUUGAAAACCCUGGCAGAGGGAAUAAGCACAAGGUGGUUUUGUGUAAUACAUUUUCUUUUGUGCACUAAUGGUCAAUAAAACAGUUUCCUAUCAAA